Dalotia coriaria is the source of this 864-nucleotide messenger RNA. RefSeq names its product sesquipedalian-1-like. Lineage: Eukaryota; Metazoa; Arthropoda; Insecta; Coleoptera; Staphylinidae. Gene Ontology annotation, biological process: retrograde transport, endosome to Golgi; endosome organization; receptor recycling. Gene Ontology annotation, cellular component: trans-Golgi network; early endosome; recycling endosome. Bases 84 to 767 code for a protein of 227 amino acids. The record is from RefSeq and is a predicted model, not a curated record. The transcript is spliced from 3 exons.
UUAUUGAUGUAGAUUUAGAUGUAUGUAAAUAAACAUACAUAACCCCAGAGUUCGUCCUCUGAGUCCCGUUUUGAAGCAACAAAAUGCGGAUAAACGAUAAAAAUCUUUCGGCUUUUGCGGUGUCCGCGACGCCCGUCGACAAAGAGGGCUACCUCUUCAAGAAGGGCGAGGUGAACAAGAACUUUCAGAAACGAUAUUUUCUCCUCAAAGGCAACCUGCUCUUCUACUUUGAGAAAAAAGGCAGUGAUAAAGAGCCCAUCGGCGUCGUUAUCCUAGAGGGAUGCACCAUAGAAUUGGCCGAGGAUGAUGAGCUCUACUGUUUCAAAAUUGUCUUCCAUGGCACAAAUAACCGGAGCUAUGUCCUGGGUGCUGACUCCCAGGAAGCCAUGGAGCAAUGGAUGAAGGCACUAGCAUGUGCAGGCUAUGAUUACAUGAAGCUGAUGGUAGCUGAACUGCAGAGGCAGCUGGCUGAUAUUGAAGAUGCUCCUAGUUCUUUGACACAAGCUGUAGGUUCGCCAGUGCCACCACCCAGACAACGGCACAACCCGUUCAACAAAAUCGACAGCACCAACCAUCAACGAUCACAAAGUAUGCGGUCCACCGGGCGCAUCGACGAGACGCAGCGCAAUGCUGAGAGCGGCGCUAAGCUGACGACGACAUUCUGGGAGCUGCACAACGCGUACGGCCGCCCCAUCUUGACCGACUACAAUGCGUGGAAGCACGUACAACGCAAACGUGAUCAGGAGCACAACUUAAUCUCGUUCUAAGACUAGACUAGCACCACUGUAUGAGCAUAAUUUAAAUUGUGUAGAAGUAUUAUUUAUAUUAUUAGGUUUCUACGCAUAAACAAACAAGACAGGAGAA